Neodiprion virginianus is the source of this 2720-nucleotide messenger RNA. RefSeq names its product poly(ADP-ribose) glycohydrolase-like. Gene Ontology annotation, molecular function: poly(ADP-ribose) glycohydrolase activity. The transcript is spliced from 11 exons. The record is from RefSeq and is a predicted model, not a curated record. Gene Ontology annotation, cellular component: cytoplasm; nucleus. Gene Ontology annotation, biological process: ATP generation from poly-ADP-D-ribose; nucleotide-sugar metabolic process; regulation of DNA repair. NCBI's taxonomy places the organism in Eukaryota, Metazoa, Arthropoda, Insecta, Hymenoptera, Diprionidae. The coding region runs from base 255 to 2618 and encodes 787 amino acids.
CUGAUUUCAGGGUGUUUGACAGCUGUUAUUUAAAGCCGUGAAAUAGGAGAACCUGAAGGGAACACCUAAGAUUGCAGUGUAAAUACAAUAAAUUAAAUCAGUUUUAAGGGGAUCACUGUCAACCGCAACUUUUUGGAACCUUGAAAACAUCUAAAUAUCGUUAUCUCGAGUCAGUUGCUUCACUUUCCUCGCAAAAUACGCUAUAUAAUCUCGCAGGAAUAAUAAAUUGUACAAAUCCUUUAUUGUAACUUAGUAUGGCAGAUACUAACAAACCCAUAUCAGAGAGCGUGAAGAUUUCUAUGGAAGAAGAUUAUCAACUGUCCCCCGAUAUCUUUUCAGACGAUAAUGUUGAAGCGUCAAACUCCAGCAAAGCUGAUGUCAAAGUUUCAGAUCGAUCAACAAAUGAGCCAGAAUGGAAAGGAAUUAGCAUGGAUGAGAUUCAAAAAGGAUUAGCAAAAUAUGGUCACGAGCAAAUGGCUCCGAUAGUUCCUGCUCCACGACACACAGUCCUUUUUGUACUACCGCUCACCGGAGAAGGACCACCUAAGCCUUAUCGUAGUCAACAAAAGGAUAAAUGGUGCCCAGGAUACGUUAGGAUGCCACACUCAACACACAGCUUAUAUCCAAAUAAACACACAACUGGAAGCUCCGGUUUCAGGCAGAGAUGGGAAGUAAUUCAAGAGGCACUGCUUCGCAGCUUUGCAUCCACUCAUCAACUGGAAGUUGCCAUAUUAUCUUAUAAUGAAAAAUAUGCUCUACGAUGGGAUUUUUCUGCUCUUCAUUAUUUCUUUUCCGAAGUCAUAGAUGAAGAUGAAACGGGGCUUUUCUACGAUGACAUACUACCAAAAAUAGUGCAGUUGGCACUCCAACUUCCAGCCCUAGUAACGAGCCCGAUACCGCUUCUUAAGCGUCACACAAAUGUCACUCUCAGCCUCAGUCAGUUACAAGUUGGCUCUUUGUUGGCUAAUGCGUUGCUCUGCACUUUUCCGCGACGAAAUUCAACAAAUCCCCAAUCUGAAUAUGCUAUGUAUCCGGAAAUUAAUUUCAACAGGCUGUUUGGUGCUUAUGAAAAAGAAAGACCUGACAGGUCGGAGGCUGUAAUGGAGAAAAUGAAAUGUAUUUUUCAUUAUUUUCGAAGAAUCAUAGCUAAAGCCCCGGAUGGUGUGAUAACUAUUCAACGACGAUAUGUCCCGAAGGAAAAUUGUCCCCGAUGGAAUAGGCAAGAUAUUAAACUUCCACACCUUCAUAUAACAAGCAAUGGCACAAUCGAAACUGAAGGAGCUGGUCUUUUGCAAGUAGACUUUGCUAACAAGUAUAUUGGUGGUGGUGUUUUGGGGUGGGGCUGCGUCCAAGAGGAAAUUAGAUUUGUCAUCUGUCCUGAACUAAUGGCAAGCAUGCUGGUUGCUGAAGCAUUAGAUGACACUGAGGCUCUCAUAAUUACCGGUGUUGAGCGUUACAGCAACUAUGAAGGCUAUAGCGAUACUUUUAAAUGGACUGGAAAUUUUAAUGAUGAAACUCCACGAGAUAGCAGUGGAAGACGACGUACUUCUGUCGUGGCUAUUGAUGCUUUGUUAUUCAAACAGUCCCAUACACAAUUUACAGUUACAAACAUAAUUCGCGAGUUAAAUAAGGCUUAUGCUGGAUUCAGUUCCUCUGAAAUACCCAGAGACAAAUUGUCCGCCAUAGCUACUGGCAACUGGGGCUGUGGUGCUUUCAGAGGUGACCCGCAGCUGAAAGUGUUACUGCAGUUGAUGGCAGCUGCCGUUGCAGGUCGAGCAAUGGUAUAUUUUACAUUUGGUGAUGUGGAGCUCAGAAAUAAAGUAGCUGCCAUGUAUUGGCAUCUGAUUGAACGGAAUAUUAGCAUUGGGCAACUGUUUGGUCUCCUCUGUGACUACCACACUUCUGCGUCGAAAUCUAAUGAUUCGAGUCUGGAUUUUUACCAUUUUUUAUAUAAACGGAGCAAAAUAAAACCUCUGACAAAUUACUUCGACAAAAUAAACAGCAAUACGACAACAAAAGAACAAAAUACAAUUUCUUACAAAUCUAAGUCUGUCAAAAAUGAUCUAAACAAAUUUACAAAUUAUACGUCGAGCGCAAACGUCAAAGAAGCCCUCGAACGCGAGCAAAUAGAAAAAUGGCUUGAUGAGGAUUUUUUUGAUGAGGACUUCUCCAAUGAUUUGAUAUUAGAUACAAAUUCGGGUAAUUCGCAUGUUAACUCUGUAAUUCGAAGUAAAAAAAGUGCAUUGAGUGUCUCAAAAUCUGAAAUGAAAAAUAAUGAAGCCAGUACAGAAGUCGUUAAAAAUCUGGCUGAUAAUGACAGAAAAAAUGAAAAUAAAGACAACGGUAGUGAAUCAAUGCCGGAAUUAUCCACCCCACCAAUCAAGCUGAAGAACUCGAGAGAUUUAACAAGCUUGCUGUAUCCCGAUGAUGAAAUUACACAGGAUACACGUAAAGUUAAAAAGCCGCGUUUAUCUGGUCUUGACUUGAUUGGUAGACGUAGCCACAAGCCAGUGGAAAAACAGACACUAGAAGAAUUGCCAAUAUCGUCAAAUAAAGUAAAAAAUGAUUCGAAGGAAAUUAAGAAAACACAGAAAAAAAUUUCUGACUUUUUUUCAUAAUGUAAAGACUACUGUUGGGAGCACUGAGGAAAAACCCGUUUGUUAAAUGCAGCACACCUUGUACAUAUUUACAAAAUAUUUAAUAAUAAAAAAAAAUCAAUU